Messenger RNA from Syngnathus acus (greater pipefish), 4162 nucleotides. RefSeq names its product leucine-rich repeat-containing G-protein coupled receptor 6 (gene lgr6). The coding region runs from base 341 to 3187 and encodes 948 amino acids. Gene Ontology annotation, cellular component: membrane. Gene Ontology annotation, biological process: G protein-coupled receptor signaling pathway. Gene Ontology annotation, molecular function: protein-hormone receptor activity; protein binding. The record is from RefSeq and is a predicted model, not a curated record. The transcript has 18 exons. Lineage: Eukaryota; Metazoa; Chordata; Actinopteri; Syngnathiformes; Syngnathidae.
GUAAGGAGUGGGAGGCAGAAAGCCUCGGAUAUAUUUACAAGAGAGAAAAGGGGACGAUAGUGUGCAUUUUGUGGGGGGGGGAUACAUGAUGAGAAACUAGAGGGCAUAUGGGAAGGACAUCAAAUUAGGACUUGAAGAGAAGAGAUGUGACAGCGGCAAGUGCAGAGUUCCUGAAGAAAUAAGUUUGUCUCAAUCUUUGAUUAGGAUCCAUCAUUUAAAAAAAAAAAAAAAAAAAAUUUGAGAAAGAGCAGGGAGCUGUUUUUUCUCCCCUCAGCUGCAACAAGAGACAAACCAGAAGAAAGUGAGACAGGUGUCGAGGCAGACAGGUGGACGCUCAGACAUGCUGGCCGUGUUUUUUCUUCUCUGCGUGCUCGACGGGGUCGGGGCAUCCGGGGCUAAUGAGCGCGUUCAGGACAGGCAGGGAGCAGCCGCUUCGCAGUGCCCAUUGGCAUGCCAGUGCGAACAAGACACCAUCUUCAUCAUGGUGGACUGCUCCGAGGCGGGACUAUCGUCUGUGCCGAGCGACAUCAGCCCUCUCACCACUUACUUGGAUCUAAGCAUGAAUAACAUCAGCGAGAUUGAGCCCAGAGCCUUCCACCGACUGCACCUGUUAACUGAACUGCGAAUCUCUGGCAAUCGGCUGAGGUAUAUUUCAGUCCACGCUCUCCAGGGUCUGCACAACCUUAAAGUUUUGAUGCUACAGAACAACCACAUUGAAAAACUUCCCGAUGAUGCUCCGUGGGACCUACCAAACUUGCUUUCACUGCGUCUGGACGCGAACCUUCUGUCUGAAGUUCCCGCUGGGGCAUUUCGAGGAGUGCGCUCUCUAAGACACCUGUGGCUGGAUGACAAUUCCCUGUCAGAAAUCCCAGUAACGGCCUUGGAUGCUCUACCAUCCCUUCAGGCCAUGACCCUGGCCCUCAACCAGAUCACGCAUAUUCCUGAUGAUGCAUUUGCCAACCUCUCUGCACUUGUUGUUCUGCAUCUCCAUAACAACCGAAUCCAGAUGAUGGGAAUGAGAUGUUUCCAAGGUUUACAUAGUCUGGAGACUCUGGAUUUAAAUUACAAUGAACUCCAGGAGUUCCCCGUGGCCAUCAGGACACUGAGUAAGCUUCAGGAGCUGGGCUUCCAUAACAACAAUAUCAAAGCCAUCCCCGAGAGGGCCUUUGUGGGAAACCCUCACCUCCAAACCAUCCAUUUUUACGAGAAUCCUAUCCAGUUUGUGGGAAAAUCCGCUUUCCAGUUCUUACCAAAGCUGCACACACUUUCCCUGAAUGGAGCCACCCUAAUUCAAAACUUUCCUGACCUGAAAGGAACAACCAGCCUGGAGGUUUUGACACUGACUCAGGCGGGUCUCUCCACUCUCCCUUUGGAUCUAUGUGAACAGCUGCCUCGUCUCAGAGUGUUGGAGCUGUCAUCCAACCAAAUAGAGCGCCUGCCAAGUUUUUACCACUGCUCUGCACUACAAGAAAUAGGGCUUCAGCAUAACCAAAUCACCAGGUUAGAGUCCAGUACCUUCCAGCAGCUUGCCUCGCUAAAAACACUGGAUUUGAGCUGGAACAAGAUCGACUGGAUUCAUGAAGAUGCCUUCGCCUCUUUACAUUCUUUAGUCAAAUUGGACCUGAGUGAAAACAGACUUAGCUCAGUGCCGUCUACAGGACUGGCAGGUCUCACCCAUCUUAAGCUCAGAGGAAACAUCAAAUUAUACCAUGCCUUCAGCCCUGAUCACUUCCCUCGUAUGAGGGUGAUUGAGAUGCCGUAUGCCUACCAGUGCUGCGUCUACGGUUCUUGUGAUGGCUACAAGACCAUCAGCCAAUGGGACACUGACGAUGACCUUCACAAGAGAACCGCUGCAAUUUAUCCACACCAACCUGACACACAAUAUGACCCUGACCUAGAGGAAUUCCAGCUAGAAAUAGAAGAGUCCAAACUUCAGGCCAGUGUCCAGUGCACUCCCACACCAGGUCCUUUCCGUCCCUGCGAUUCUCUGACGGGAAGCUGGUUGGUUCGUGUCGGCUUAUGGACCAUCUCCCUGGUGUCUCUGCUGGGGAACUCACUGCUGCUCCUUUCGCUCUUCAACUCGCCCUGCUCCCUGUCGCCACUACGAUUCACGGUGGCCUGCAUGGGCGCCGCUAAUCUUCUGACAGGUGUUUGUACGAGCACAUUGGCUCUUGUAGACGCUUUAACAGUGGGAGACUUUAGUCAACACGGCGCCCCCUGGCAAGGAGGCCUCGGAUGUCAGGUGACGGGAUGGGCAUGGGUGCUUGCUUCCGAGGCAAGCGUGUUGCUGCUGACGCUGGCGGCUGUGCAAUGCGGCGCAAGCGUGACAUGCGUCCGCAGCUACGGGAAAGCGCCGUCACUGAGAAGCGUGCGGAUAUUGGCACUUGUAUGUCUGACUCUGUCACUCAUCCUAGCUUGUUUCCCCUCGUUUGGAAUCGGGGAGUACGGAUCCUCACCUUUCUGUCUACCGACGCCUUUACCGCCUUCUGCCUCUCAGCAAGCAUCGUCUUUAAUCUUUCCCCUGGUGCUAAUCAUGAUGAACACCCUGUGCCUACUCGUAGUAACUUGUUCAUACAUCCGACUUUACUGGGAAUUACUUCGAGGAGAAUGCGAAGGCCUGUGGGACUGCGCUAUGAUCAAACACGUGGCCUGGCUGAUCUUCACAAACGGCCUCCUUUAUGUGCCGGUAGCUUUCUUCUCCAUCUGCUCGCUCCUGGGGCUCUUCUCUCUCGGAGAGGAGGCGCUCAAAUCAAUCAUUUUGCUUCUUCAGCCUCUACCCGCCUGCCUAAAUCCACUACUAUUCCUCCUUUUCACCCGACACCACUCCCAGUAUUUUUUUUGGUAUCGCCCAAAAGCGCCUCUUCAACUUCGCCGCGACCGUACCGUAGACUCGCUGGUUUCCGUGGAAACGGAAAAGAGCUCCUGCUCCGAAACAUCGACACAGCUUUCUCUCGCUGAUAUCGACAGCCUGUGCAGCGGGGACCCGAUUCGAUUGUCCCAGUGCUCCUCGACCUCCUCGGUUCCUCUGAUCUCUUGCCAGACACCUACUGUCAGAGCUAAAGAGCGACUGAGAGAACAAGGCAGCCUUGACCACAAAGCAUGUCUGAAGACUUUGAAUCGAGAUAUACGCAACAACUGCCCGAUGCAUCGCUCAACCAUAACGGACUCUGUUGCUCCGAAUCCGUAAAUGGGUCUGAGAAGUUGGGCAUUACGGACAUUCGGUGGUCAUCAUGAACAGUGGCAGUCAAACUAAUCCUGGGCCCAAGUCGACAAAGAACCGCUCAAUGAUACCGCAUGGAACAAAUGAGUAUUAUUGAGAACCGGUCGAGUGCCUCUAAACAGGGAAAGUUCCCGCCGCAAUAAGGAAUCCAAAUGCCAUUAUACAAACAAAAAGGACCAUUUUAGAAUCUAUUCAGUGGACUGCAUCAGUCACAGAUUUCUUAUCUUCAACAGAGAUCAUGUAAAAGCUGAAAUCCAUCCACUGAAAGUAAAACACCUUGGAGAACUUGGGGCUGGACUUUAAAUACACCAAGAACAGAGUUUUAUGUAUAAAUGUUAUAUCAAAAUGUGAUUUUUCACGUGUGGCUUCAAAGUUACACAUUGCUUGGUUACGGUGAACUAUUUGUGUCUAUUCCUACUUUCUGUUGACUUGACAAUGAAAGGAUUCAUUGUCAAGCUUGUCAGGUGAUUAACCAGAAUAAGCAAACAAAUUCAAAUGUGUGUAAGAAAUUCUUCUUGUUCUGUCUUAAACAUCAAAUAGAAACUUUGAUUGCGAUUAUCUGGAGACUUAAGGGUAGACCAACAGCGUGUACAGUUUAUGUCAUGUAACUACCUCCGAAUUAGGAUGUCAUUGACUAGGAAUGCAAAGAUAGCAGUAUUGGGUGACAGACAUUCUGGUGCAGGAAAAAUGAUACGACUGUCCCAGGUCUUGCCUAAUUUUUAUUUGUACUUGGUCUGAAAAAAAAGUGCUAUCAGUGCAUUCCUAGUAUCGACUAACUACCGCUUUUAAAUGUUUCUUUUUUUCCUAUGAUAAAACACCAAAUAUAUUAUUCUAUAUUUUAAGAGUCCUGUUUGUUUAAAACAAAACAUUGUUGCUAUAUAGGUUGUACAUACUAUUGUAUACAAGUUAGGUCUGAAUAAAAUGAUCCUUUUAUUCUGUACA